CUCGGCCGGUUAGAGGCUCAGAUCUCCGGGGACAUGGGACAGCCAGCGGCUGGCUCCUUUAUGUCACUGCUGAGGGUGCUGCUCCUGCCUCUGGGAGCUGUUCUCACGCAGGAGUCGCCCUCGGCCCCGACUCCGGGCAGCCCCCUCUCCCCCACCGAGUACGAGCGCUUCUUCGCCCUGCUGACCCCCUCCUGGAAGGCAGAGACCACCUGCCGGCUCCGCGCCACGCAUGGCUGCAGGAACCCCACUAUCAUCCAACUGGACCAGUAUGAGAACCACGGCCUGGUCCCCGACGGCGCCAUCUGCUCUGACCUCCCCUACGCCUCCUGGUUCGAGUCCUUCUGCCAGUUCACUCAGUAUCGCUGCUCCAACCACGUCUACUACGCCAAGAGGGUCAGGUGCUCCCAGCCCGUCUCCAUCCUGUCCGUGAACAACUUCAAGGAGCUGAAUUCUGUGGCCGGGGUCCACCACACCUCGGUGACCUCCCCUGCCACACCCCGCGCCGAAGCCACAGAGCGACAGGCGUACCAGCCCUGGCCAGAGCGGCUGAGCAGCAAUGUGGAGGAGCUGCUGCAGUCCUCCUUGUUGCUGGGAGGUCAGGAGCAAACGGCCAGCCACAAACAGGAGGAAGGGCAGGAGCAGCACAAGCCGGAAUCAGCACAGGAGCACAAGCAGGAGGAAGGGCAGGAGCAGGAAGAGGAGGAGGAGCAAGAGGAGGAGGGGAAGCAGGAAGAGAGCCAGGGCAUGGAGGAAGCCCUGGGCGUGGUGGCUAGCCUGCAGAUGGGCUCUGAUCCCAAGCCUCAGUCGGAGUCUCUGUCUGCUGAUCCUCGCUCCUCCUCAGCCCGGGUCCGAGAGGUGGACUUGGCUCCUCUGAUGAUGGAGAACAUCCAGGAGCUCAUCCUCUCGGCCCAGGAGAUGGAGGAGAUGUAUGAUGAGGAUGCCUACUGGAGGAGCCAGAACCAUGGCAGUCUCCUGCAGCUGCCACACAAGGAGGCUGUGCUGGUGCUGUGCUACGCCAUCAUAAUGAACAGCUGCGUCUUGACCCCCACAGCCAAGGCCUGGAGGCACCUGGAGGAGGAGACCUUGGGCUUCGGGAAGUUGGUCUGUGACAACCUUGGACGGCGACACAUGGCUCUCUGUCCCCUGUGUGCCUUCUGCUCUCUGAAGCUGGAGCAGUGCCACUCGGAGGCCAACCUGCAGCGGCAGCAGUGUGAUGCAUCCCAUAAGACACCCUUCAUCAGCUCCUUGCUCACAGCCCAGACCAUGACCAUGGGUACCCAGGCAGAGUCCUCAGAGUCAGGCCAAUUUUAUGGGCUAGAUCUGUAUGGCGGGCUCCGUAUGGAUUUCUGGUGUGCCCAGCUGGCCACAAAGGGCUGUGAAGACAUUCGGGUCUCUAGCUGGCUCCAGACUGAGUUCCUCAGCUUCCAUAAUGGGGAUUUCCCCACCAAGGUUUGCGACACUGACUACAUCCAGUACCCAAAUUACUGUUCCUUCAAAAGCCAGCAGUGCCUGAUGAAACACCGGAACCGGAAGGUGUCCCGCAUGCGGUGCAUGCAGAAUGAAACCUACAACGUGCUGAGCCCAAGCAAAGGGGAGGACCUCGUGCUUCGGUGGAGCCAGGAGUUCAGCACAUUGGCUCUAAGCCACUUUGGAUGAGCUGGGCCCACCCUGUCCCCACCCUGCCGACCUUCCACUUUCUUGUCCACUGCUCUGAAACCUUUGUCGCUUGCUUCUGUGCUGCCCCUCCUGGGUCUCUUCUAGCUCAUGUUUUCCCUGGGCUGGGGUAGCAGUGCCACAGCUCCCUGAGGGGAGCUCACCUGAAUUCGUGAAUGUUGUUAUAUAAAGUGAUGAUUUUCUGCCCGUGUGGCCUGUUGUGGUU
Fukomys damarensis (Damara mole-rat) is the source of this 1879-nucleotide messenger RNA. RefSeq names its product acrosin binding protein (gene Acrbp). Gene Ontology annotation, molecular function: protein binding. Lineage: Eukaryota; Metazoa; Chordata; Mammalia; Rodentia; Bathyergidae. Gene Ontology annotation, cellular component: acrosomal vesicle; nucleus. Bases 34 to 1656 code for a protein of 540 amino acids. The transcript is spliced from 10 exons. The record is from RefSeq and is a predicted model, not a curated record.